UUGUAGCCACUAGAGAAAAGAACAGAAGAGCAGCUACAGCAGAGAAGCUCUACGUACCUUGAAACGUGCCCUGUGGCAGGGCCGAGAAUCCUAUAAACUGGAGCGAAUAUAUAACUGGGUGACAAGAAUGGGCCUGGCCAGGAAGAGGCCACGAGAAGACAACGAGGAAGGCAAGCAACAUGCUCCUCAUUCAAAGAGGAAUAAGAAGAACCAGGACUUCCAGGACUCUUGCGUUGUAGAGUCGUCAAGUUGUGGUAAUGCAUGGAGCCACAGCGGCACCAGUAACAACAAUGCAGAAAGUAUGUCAGAGAACACCUUAAACAAGACCGUGCCUGAAUUUAACUACAAUGCCUACGAGAUCUCCCAGGAGGAUGAUGUAGUGUUGGAAGGUCAAGGACCUUAUUCUCAUAUUAACCAGAUACUGAAGGAGGCCCAUUUCUACAGCCUGCAGAAGAGAAGACAAUCUCUGAUGUGAUAGCCUAUGCACUACCUCAUCCCUUGUUUAUAAAAAGCAAUGGC
Messenger RNA from Mesocricetus auratus (golden hamster), 519 nucleotides. RefSeq names its product protein FAM104A-like. Lineage: Eukaryota; Metazoa; Chordata; Mammalia; Rodentia; Cricetidae. The coding region runs from base 128 to 475 and encodes 115 amino acids. The record is from RefSeq and is a predicted model, not a curated record. The transcript has 3 exons.